Phytophthora sojae is the source of this 1011-nucleotide messenger RNA. RefSeq lists its product as hypothetical. Gene Ontology annotation, biological process: retrograde transport, endosome to Golgi; receptor recycling; endosome organization. The transcript has a single exon. Gene Ontology annotation, cellular component: recycling endosome; trans-Golgi network; early endosome. The record is from RefSeq and is a predicted model, not a curated record. NCBI's taxonomy places the organism in Eukaryota, Oomycota, Peronosporomycetes, Peronosporales, Peronosporaceae. The coding region runs from base 1 to 1011 and encodes 336 amino acids.
AUGACGAUCACGCGCACUCACCGAUCUCUGUCGGCCUUCGCUUCGGAGUCCGAAGUCGACCGCGAGCUCGAAAGCUCCUACCCUCGAUGCCAAGUUGCGACGCCAGGGGGACAACCGCCGAGCUGGGCGACCAUGACGUACGUUGAAACCUCCCGAGAUCUGCCUCCUCUCGAGUCGGGGAGCUUGGCGUUGGAAGACCAGUUCUGUGGGUGGCUCUGGAUGCGCGGUGCGCGCCUCGGACGUUGGCGUCACCGGUACUUCUGCCUCGACGGCACCAUGCUCUCGUACUUCACCAGUUUCCCGGCUGAGGUGUUCUUGAAGCAAGCUCAAGCUUCUGUGGCGUCGGCCUGGGCAUCGCGCAACCUCUUCCACUUCGGCGACGGCUGUCAACCUCGUGGAGUUAUCCGAGUGGCGCACAUCGACGACAAUGACCGGAGCAACCGCAUCGGCUUCAAGGUGUACGGCGCGUGUGGCAAGGUCAUCGACAUUCGAGCGCAUGACACUCAAGAGCGCAACCGUUGGCUGCGUGCGUUGAAGACCCCCGCGCGCCGCAAGUCUCGCUCAUGGUCCAUCGGCUCAAGUGAAGAGGUGACGGUGAGCAUGUCGUCGUUCGAUCCGGAUGGGCUCUGCCACUUCGAUCGACUGUCGAUCCCGAUCACCAAGAGCGGCUGGAUGGAGAAGAAGAGCUCGUUCAUCGGCAUCUGGCGGCGCUACUUCUUCGUCGUGCAGGGCUCCAUGCUCUCGUACUACAACAGCGACAAGCCGUACGAGGUGCCGCGUUGGCGAGGGUACGUCGAAGGCGUCAAGGCUCGUCGACGCAGUGGGUCGCUUCCGUUGCCGUCCGCUGGAACCACCAUGGCCCCACCACCACUGGAACUUUGCAUCACGUUGGACUCGCCACAGAAUCAAGUGCUUCGUGUGAGACUCAGUAGUGCCGAAGAAGCGCGUGAGUGGCGUCGCGUGUUGCGCGCCAAUCUCCCACAACGCACCAACGGCACCUUCACGGCCUAG